CCCGGUUUUAAUUUUUACAAUGCAUCGUGGGCACACCCGCGUCUCAAGCAGGCUCCAUGAAGGCCCACUAGAGGAGGUCUUGGAGCACCUGUUCCGCCCCUGAGAACCAGACGGUUCUAGGGCGCCAGACGAUUAACCUCCAUGACUUAAGUUGCAGAUCCCCACCGGUCUUCGAACAUUCUUCUGCACUUCGUACCCACGUGCAAAACCGACAUAAACCCAAAACGGACUCGGAAUUUAUUCGACCACCACGAUGCCUGCCUCGCUAUCACCAACCACGCGCGGCGUUGUCUUUGCCCUACUGCUGGCAGGCGCCGCCCACGCUGGGGAUGCACUCGUCGCCCGGGACGUGGAUGUCGAGGCAUACACCGAGCCCAGCACAGAGUGCCAUGAUGUUCAUGUCAUCAUGGCCAGGGGAAACAACGAAGUCGCUGGGGCCGCGACACGGCAGACUUCUGUCGUCAAGGCAAUUUGCGAAGGGCGGAAGAGUUGUGGGUGGGAAGAUAUUGAAUAUGACAACCCGGUGGACAACAAGUACGCUGAGGCAUGCCACGAGGGUGCUGUCAAUGGUUUGAAACAAAUCAGAUCGUACGGCAAGGACUGUCCGGACUCCAAGCUGGUUCUGACCGGUUAUUCACAAGGCGCCCACGUCAUCGGGGACAUGCUUGGAGGAGGUGGAGGCACAUUCGAGACUAUGGGAGGUGGUGAACACAUGGGUGAGGACAGUACCGAGGAUUACGUCGAAGGACUGGACCAAGACAGUAGUCCUGGCAAUCAAAUCGUUGCGGCCUUCCUCUGGGGUGACACACGUCACGUUGCGGGCCAAGCAUACGAGGCACUGGACGGUGGCGACUUCAAGGGCUGGUAUCCACGCAACGAGACGGAACUCAAGAGCCUGAACAAGUGGUCAGACAUUCUGAGGUCUUGGUGUGACGCGCGCGACGGAGUCUGCGCCUAUGACACGACGGCGACUGUCAACUACACCUACCACUGGAACUAUCUUGAACUUUACUCGCAGGAUGCCGCGGACUGGCUGAGCAUCAAGCUCGGAGAGAAGGAGAACACGACAGCUACGGCUACGCCGAGCUCGAGCUCGAGCUCCAGUAGCGCUACUGCAACCUCGAGUUCUUCAUCAACAAGUGGUGCAGCCGAAUCGACCUCGACCUCGACCGCGGACUCUGACUCUAACUCUGAGUCAGGCGCCUGGAGAGCUGAGAGCGCACCGAUCGCAUCACUCGUGGCUGUCGUGGGAUUGAUGGCUGCUUUCUUCAUGUAGUGGGCUAGAACAAUGGCAUCGGAGAACACAAGGUUUCUAAUGAAUAAUAUAUAAUAACGAUACAUUAUAUUUUCC
Diaporthe batatas is the source of this 1351-nucleotide messenger RNA. RefSeq lists its product as uncharacterized. Gene Ontology annotation, molecular function: hydrolase activity. The record is from RefSeq and is a predicted model, not a curated record. The coding region runs from base 254 to 1276 and encodes 340 amino acids. The transcript has 3 exons. Lineage: Eukaryota; Fungi; Ascomycota; Sordariomycetes; Diaporthales; Diaporthaceae.